This is a messenger RNA of Aspergillus tubingensis, 1512 nucleotides long. Its product is annotated as cytochrome P450. NCBI's taxonomy places the organism in Eukaryota, Fungi, Ascomycota, Eurotiomycetes, Eurotiales, Aspergillaceae. The record is from RefSeq and is a predicted model, not a curated record. The transcript is spliced from 6 exons. Gene Ontology annotation, molecular function: iron ion binding; monooxygenase activity; heme binding. Bases 1 to 1512 code for a protein of 503 amino acids.
AUGACCGUCCUGUUUGCACCCGUCUGGAUCCCUGGGAAUCUGGCAUCCCUGCCAGUCUCGGUGCCUUUCCUGCUGCUUAUCCUUCUUGCGGUAAUUGCCCUGAAAAGGCGCUAUGCAACUUCUAUCCGGGAUAUUCCUGGUCCUUGGCUGGCCUCAAUUUCGAGCCUCUGGCAGGUGUACCAGUUGAUCAAGGGCCACACGGAACAGGAGAUCGUGAAACUUCAUCGCCGAUAUGGCAGUUUUGUUCGCAUCGCCGACAAUGAGGUCAGCGUCGCCCAUCCUGAUGCGGUGCGCCUAUUGCUUCAUGCCAACAUCGCCAAGGGAUCGUGGUACUCGAUCUUUAGCCUGCCAGACUAUCAUUAUGUGAAUCAAAUGUCAGAACUGGAUCCCCAGCGCCACAUUCGCAAGUCCCGCAAUGUAGCGCCGGGGUAUGCCCUGUCAAACAUUAUUAAGUCCGAGCCUUACGUGGAUGCUCUUCUGGGACUUCUCGAGAAUCAAUUCGAUCAAUUGAUUGCAUCUGGGCAACCAGUGGAGUUCGAUCGCUGGUUCAACUACUUUGCCUUUGAUGUGGUCGGUGAAGUGACCUUCUCCAGCCCUUUCCGGUUCCUCGAGACGGGCACCGAUAUCCGCAAUGCCAUCGCCAAUACUCGCGCCCUGGCGUUGUACAUCGCCAUCAUGGGGCACUACGUGUGGCUACAUAAUCUCACCUUGGGGAACCCAUUGCUCAGUCGAAUUGGUCUGCAACCCUCUUCGCAUAUCUUCGACACCUGCCUGGCUGCCAUCGAUAGUAGAAAGAAGAACCCCGCCGUCAGACUGGAUAUGAUGGAGCGCUGGUUGCAUGUGCGCCGCACGUAUCCCGAUCGCAUGGACGAGGCGGAGGUUUUUGGAGCUGCUGUCGCCAAUAUUGGCGCCGGCGCUGAUACUACGAGUGCCACGCUACAGGCAUUCUUCUAUUACAUGCUCCGCCAUCCGCACUACCUGCAGAAGCUGCGUCAGGAGGUGGAUGAAGCCCACGCUCGGGGUGAUCUGUCGCAUGUGGUAUCUUAUGCUGAGGCAGCAAAGCUGCCCUACCUCCAGGCCUGCAUCAAGGAAACCUAUCGCUAUCACCCGGCUACCGGCACUGGGCUGCCUCGUGUCGUCCCGGCGGGUGGUCUAACCAUUGGCGAACGCCAUUUCACAGAAGGAACACUACUCAGCAUCAACCCCUGGGCGUUCCAUCGGAACCCAGAGCUGUUCGGACCUGACUGUGACGAAUUUAACCCGGAAAGAUGGCUUGACCCUGAAAGGGCCAGACAGAUGGACCCAUUCCUCAUCCACUGGGGAGCUGGAUACAACCAAUGUCCCGGUCGGAACCUGGCCCACUUUGAGAUCUCCAAGGUCUCUGCCACUAUCAUCCGCGACUUUGACAUUGAGCAGGUCGAUCCCAAGAAGUCAUGGCGUUUUGAGACCCAUUUCACGGCUGUUCCCUAUGGCUGGCCUUGUUGGCUGCGUCGGCGGCAGACUACGGCGUAG